UGGUCAAAAUAUCUCCGGCUUUGAGAUUUAUACCGUUAUGACGCUGACCUGCAUGCAUGUCGGUUCUCCGUAUAGACAUUCGAGGCUGUUAUCGCUGUAUUUGUUAAUUCGUCACUUCGGUCCAAUGUCCACGUGAUUUGUGUGAUCUGUUCAAUAUAUUCUCCUUAAAAAAGUACAUUAUAAUUUAAAAAAAUAACCAUCUAUGGAAGGCUCGCGCCGCAGGAAAAUUAAAACAAGUGACAGCAAACCGACAGAGCGAUCUUCCAAACUCACCGGGAAUUUUGAGUGCAAUGACACUGGGAAUUUUCCACAGAAAAGUAUUAGAGACGAGGGUGACGGUGCAUCAGUGUCUGAAAUGCCAGUUGAAUAUGAAGCCAAGGAGGCUGGAGAAUUUUCCAAAACUUUGCCAACCCGGUUGAGAGUAAAUUUGGAAAUUGAUUUAGUCGCUGUAAUUUUGUUACUCGGUGGAUUGGCAACUCGAUUAUAUCGAUUGGAAGAACCUCGGAGCAUAGUGUUUGACGAACUCCAUUAUGGGAAAUAUGUUGGACUCUACAUGAGAAAGACGUAUUUCUUUGACUCACAUCCACCUCUGGGAAAGCAGCUGAUUUCAAUCGCUGCUUAUUUGGCAGGUUUCGAUGGGAAAUUCAAAUUUGACCGGAUAGGAAGCGACUACACUGAUCUAGUUCCCCUUUUUGCUUUGCGAAUCAUCCCAGCUUUCUGCGGCAGCUUGGUACUGCCAACUGUUUAUCAUUUGGCUCUGGAAUUAGGCUUCAAACAAUGGAGUGCGACUAUAGCAGGAAUGAUGUUACUAUUUGACAAUGCAUUCCUAACGCAGUCAAGGUUUAUUCUGAUGGAAAGCAUCCUGAUACAAUUUUCGCUAUUUGGUUUGCUAUGUGUUGCCAAAUUUAGAAAGAUUAUGGACAAGCCCUUCACAAUAUCCUGGUGGAUCUGGCUAUCAUUGGGAGCUUUUAAUUUGUCCUGCGCUUUAUGCGUAAAGUACGUUGGAUUCUACUCACUUCUUCUUUCGGUUGCUCUGAUCGCCCGUGAUUACUGGAGUCUGAUUCCACAGAGAUAUUUGUCUGCAGGUCUCCUGUAUGUUCAUUUGUUUGCAAGAAUGUUCGUACUCAUAACUAUCCCAGUAGUGGUAUACGUCGGGGUGUUUUAUGUCCAUUUAUCUAUCCUGACGAAAGCUGGACCCCACGAUUCGGUGAUGACCAGCGCCUUCCAGGCUAGUUUGGAAGGCGGUUUGGCGAGCAUUACUAAAGGCCAACCCUUAGAAGUUACACAUGGCUCACAAAUAACUCUGCGACAUACCCACGGUAGAGCAUGCUGGCUGCACAGCCAUAAUCAAGUGUAUCCGCUUCGUUAUCCGGACAAUCGGGGAAGCUCCCAUCAGCAGCAAGUGACUUGCUACUCAUUUAAAGAUGUGAAUAACUGGUGGAUAGUCAAGAGACCAGGAACAGAUGGUCUGGUUGUGACCAAGCCAAUCGAUCCCAUAAAGCACGGGGAUGUGAUUCAGUUGGUACACGGAAUAAGCAGUCGAGCGUUAAACUCGCAUGACGUAGCUGCACCGAUGUCUCCGCAGAAUCAAGAGGUGUCUUGCUACAUAGAUUACAACGUUUCUAUGCCAGCACAAAAUCUAUGGAAAUUAGAUAUAAUUAACCGCGAUCAGACUGGGCCGAUUUGGCACACUAUUCAAAGCCAGAUACGGUUGAUCCAUGUGAACACAGAGCAGGCACUAAGAUUUAGCGGUAGACAAUUACCGGACUGGGGAUACAAUCAGCACGAAAUUGUAGCAGAUAGAAUAAUUGAGCAGCCAGAUACAGUUUGGAAUGUUGAAGAGCAUAGAUAUACUAAAAGUGAGGAUCAAAAGCAACGGGAAAGAGAAUUGGUCGGAGCUGAAAUGAUACCGCUGCGUGCUACUACGUUGAGCUUUUGGGAAAAAUUUUUGGAAUUGCAAACAAAGAUGUUCUUCAGUGCCCAGGAAGGCCAAAACAGUCAUAUGUAUUCUAGCGAACCUUUAGAGUGGCCAAUGAUGACACGUGGCAUUGCCUACUGGGUCUCGACUGAGAGUAACGCACAAGUGCAUUUGCUGGGUAAUGUAAUCGUUUGGUACUCUGGGACAGCAUCGAUUCUGAUAUACUUUUUAAUGCUCGUCUUUUACUUAAUGAGGCGUCGGAGAUUGUGCUUUGAUAUAUCAGAUCAGGAGUGGAAAAGAUUCGUUAAUUUUGGUGAAGUUCUUCUUGUUGGAUAUCUCCUGCACUAUCUGCCCUUCUUUUUCGUAGAGCGCACUUUAUUUCUGCACCAUUACUUACCAGCAUUUGUAUUCAAGGUCUUAAUAACAUCAGCGGUCAUUGACCAUCUGCACUAUUUAAUUGGAGAACGACUGAAAUGGCAUAUUACCUUGUUUUUAUUCAAAACAAGCAUCGCAGCAUGGAUAGGUAUGAUUAUAUAUGUAUUUAAAAAAUUUGCUGUUUUAAGCUAUGGUACAACUCCACUGACAGUGACAGAAAUAUUGAAAUUGCGGUGGCGUGACACUUGGGAUUUCAUUAUCCACAAAACUUGAGUCAAAAAAUUGUACGCAUUUUACUUCGAUCUGAUCAAGUAAUAAUUUAAUACCUGAUGAUGUUAUUUGUACUAAAAAUAUUCGUUUUCAACUAAUACUGUCUUAUUAUCGUCGCAGUCGCGAAGAAGAUAGAUUGCAGCUAUU
Molecule: messenger RNA, 2710 nt
Organism: Diprion similis
Lineage: Eukaryota; Metazoa; Arthropoda; Insecta; Hymenoptera; Diprionidae
Gene: rt
Product: protein O-mannosyltransferase 1
Exons: 7
Coding region: 203-2566 (787 amino acids)
Biological process (GO): protein O-linked glycosylation via mannose
Cellular component (GO): endoplasmic reticulum; membrane
Molecular function (GO): dolichyl-phosphate-mannose-protein mannosyltransferase activity
Source: RefSeq, a predicted model, not a curated record